AUGGCUGAGAUGAACCAACAUUCUGAGAACGGUCGGGUGAGCUCGUGGUUCUUAGGACCAAAGGCAGAGAACUUUGAGGGCUUCAAGGCACUUAUCCUUGAUAUUGUUACCAAACACGUUGAGGGUCGCAGAAGUCUGGACAACACCGAUGCGUCUUUCAUCACACGGGAAAUGAUCGAACAUCCCAGUGCUAGGCAAAGCAUCACUACUCUAGGUGACAAGCUCACUGAGGUCAUGGGCAAUUUGGCAAAUUCUUCUAUUCCAUUCUGGUCUACUCUCUACAAUGCCCAUAUGAAUAUGGAUACCACUAUGGCCAGUACUUUGGGAUACAUUGCGGCAAUGAUGUACAAUCCAAACAACGUCACCCCGGAGUCGAGCCCCUAUACGACGCAUAUCGAGCAUAAAGUCGGCAAUCAGCUGUGUAAGAUGGUUGGCUAUAACGUUGAUUGUGGCGACCCUGAAAAGGCUAUAGGCUGGGGUCAUAUUACCUGCGAUGGCUCUGUUGCAAACCUGGAGGCAACUUGGGCAGUCCAAGAUGCAAAUAGACUUCGACGACCUUUCAAGGACCUCGAAGGAUGGGACCUUUUGAACCUCCCACCCUCAGAGGUGCUAGAUCUACCAACUCGUUUAGCGCGGGAAUACGGAAUCUCACCAGCCUUCCUUGAGUACGCUCUGAAGAAUUGUUUGGUGCAGACGAUUGGUAUGGAGGCACUAGAGCGGGCGUUCAAUAUCCAGGAACCAGCAAGGUUCUUCAUCAACAGCACACGACAUUACUCGUGGCCGAAAGGGGGAGCAAUUACCGGUCUGGGAUCCGAUCGGUUCGUCAAUGGCGUAGUUGACCGCUACGCCAGGAUGGACAUGGCAGAUCUAGAAGCUAAGCUCAAGUACUAUUAUAUGAAGAAGAUUCCCGUCUUCGGAGUGAUCGCCAUGAUAGGAUCUACGUCACAUGGGGCGUGCGACCCGCGAGAGAGAAUCAUAGAGCUGAGGGAGGUGUACAUGAAGAAGGGGUUAUCUUUUAUUGUACACUGUGAUGCUGCCUGGGGUGGGUAUUUUGCCUCUACGCUUGAACCCCCUGAGAGUCCAACGCCGGUCACUACUAGUUUAGUCUUGAAGCCCUAUACCGUCGCGCAGCUGCGGUCCGGAUACAUUCACUACCUGGCAGGAGGCCUGUGUUAUCGUGACGAGAGGACGCGGUACCUCAUUACUUGGACAAGUCCAAUAAUCCAUCACAAUGGCGACGAAAAUGACAGUAUGGGCAUAUACGGUGUGGAGGGCAGUAAGCCUGGAGCAGCCCCGGUAGCUGUAUGGCUCUAUCACGAGACUAUUGGUCUCAACUCUGCGGGUUAUGGUCUGCUGCUGGGGAAGGCGUUAUUUGCCUCCGUAAAACUCUACUGCCAUGUCGCUACAAUGACCAUCGGCGAUGACGGUGAAGGGGACGACGAUCUCGUCGUCGUGCCGUUCAACAUGCUUCCAGCCGAACAGAAUGGCACUGUUCCCUGGACAUCCAAACCAGUGUUCAAGGAGAUCGGAAGUGAUUUGAUGAUCAAUUCCUUUGCUUUCAAUUUCAGGAUGAACGGCGUUCCCAAUAAAGACGUGAAUGAAGCAAACUACUUGAACACGCGAAUCUUUCAGCGCCUUUCGAUUAGAGCCCGCGACGAUACAGAGACCGAUGAACGACCCUUAAUCCUCACCGAGACCGAAAUGUCUCCCAACACAUACGGCGACUCCCUGGAAACAUACAAAGAACGACUAGGCCUCGGAAAAGAAGCUGUCGGAGACCUAAAGUCCCUCGUCAGCGUAACAAUGAGUCCUUGGCCAUCUGACCCUGAUUUUCUUAAAUCCAUGACGAAUGGCCUCAAGAACAUUCCAAAGCAAGAGAUUGAGCGAUGCCGGAAAUGUAAUAUACCAAACCCCGAUCACCACGGAUUCAUCAUGCAAGGAGGUAUAACCUUCUUCCUUGUCCAUCUUCCUAUGUUCAACAUGGCCAACCAUCGCCGCCAGCUCAUCCUUGAGGCAUCGAUUCCCGACCAAGUAAUGAAAGAGUAUAGGAGACUCCGUGCUGCGUACCCAGACUCAAUCUUCACCCUCGGCAAUAUUGAGAGACAACAUCUCAAUGACCUUCUCCAAGCAGAACAAUUCACUGCUCGCAUGGACAGGGGUAUACCAAAAAUGCAGCCUCCAGCGAAUGAUCCGACAGGUGAGCCUGUGAUGCCGGAUCCGUUGGCCCCUCCGUUCACAGUCCAUAUUACCCGGAAAGUUGUUGACCGGUCGCUUGCAUUCGAUAAUCUUGAGAACAAAUAUCCCGAGCUCAUGCCGUUUUAUCUAUAUGGUUUCUGGGAAAGAACACCAUAUGGAUCAUAUUCUGACAAAGUCCCCUAACGCCCAGUUGACUGCCGAGUUGGCCAUGGUGGACCCGUCGUUAAGCGACGAACGAUUGCAGAAAGGCGUGCAAAUAAGACUCAAUACGGUUUUCGAAGGAGCGCUGCAGCC
Molecule: messenger RNA, 2490 nt
Organism: Aspergillus neoniger CBS 115656
Lineage: Eukaryota; Fungi; Ascomycota; Eurotiomycetes; Eurotiales; Aspergillaceae
Product: group II decarboxylase
Exons: 10
Coding region: 1-2379 (792 amino acids)
Source: RefSeq, a predicted model, not a curated record